Messenger RNA from Knipowitschia caucasica, 513 nucleotides. NCBI's taxonomy places the organism in Eukaryota, Metazoa, Chordata, Actinopteri, Gobiiformes, Gobiidae. The record is from the annotation of a GenBank genome assembly.
AUGUGCAGACUGGCCCCUGCAGGAGGCCCCCAGGAGCCUGCACUGUGCCUCAGGGAGCGGAGGAUCCAGGCUGGUCCCAGAUUUAGGGACGCACCAGCCAGGUCUGCCACCAGGGGGCAGCAGAGACAGCACUGGGAUAAUGCACUACACACAGACUCCAGGCGGCUGCUCAGCCAGGACGGGGCAUUUCCGACCUCCUGUGGCCAAGAAGCCGACCAUCGCUGUGAAGCCCACAAUGAUGCUCCCGUCCUCCCCAACCUCCUCAACCUCCCCAACCUCCCCAACCUCCUCAACCUCCUCAACCUCCCCAACCACCCCAACCUCCCCAACCACCCCAACCUCCCCAACCACCCCAACAUCUCUAUCAUCUACAACAUCUACAACAUCUCCAUCGCCAGGACUCGAUUCAGCUCUUCUAUCACCCACCAACACCCAAAUCGAACCAGGCAAAACUUCCGCUUUUACAGUUUGGAACCACAAUGGACUCAACCAAAAAAAGCCAAACAAUACUAA